CAACACAACAAGCACACAAACAUCACCUCUCCCUCUCUCUCAAGCACACACCUGCACGCGCGUGCGUGGACACACACAAAAGCAUGGGUUCUCUAGGCCCAACCACCAUUAAUAGCAUGAGCAUGGCGAAGGCAGCAACCAGCGUCGGUACCAAGAACAGCGUGGUUGCCGUCGCCGAUCAGCAGCAAGCUGCAGGCCAGAAGAACUGCGGCAGCUACGCCUUCCAGAUGCCGCUGCACUACCCGCGGUACAAGAAGGCGGACUACGAGACCAUGCCGGAGUGGCGCGUCGACUGCCUCCUCCGCGAGUACGGCCUCCCCGUCACCGGCGACCUCGACAGCAAGAGAAAGUUCGCCAUGGGAGCCUUCCUCUGGCCCGACCAGUACUGAUGGAACUCAUGGCCGCGGUGAAUUACCGACCUGAGGUUGACAAGAGACCAAGUAGUUGCAGUGGCCGGAGCUCCGUCAUGCACAACCUCUGCCUCUGGAAACCUGAGUUCUAUCUGCCCCUGGCGCGAGUAAUGACGAGAACACUCAUAUCAGAAAAAGAAUGAUGCGCGGUGUUGAUGUCUUGCUGAAACGUCUAGUAUAGUUCUUGUUCCACGUACUGGCAGCAAUCUAGCUAGCAUUCCCUCUUAUGUUUUGUACAAGCAUCCGCUCAUCUAUGCAUGCUGAUCAUCUAUGCAUGCUGAUCAGUAUAUGUAUUGCAUCUAUCAAUAUAUAAAUUAGUAAAUAUAA
This is a messenger RNA of Panicum hallii, 737 nucleotides long. RefSeq lists its product as uncharacterized. NCBI's taxonomy places the organism in Eukaryota, Viridiplantae, Streptophyta, Magnoliopsida, Poales, Poaceae. The transcript has a single exon. The record is from RefSeq and is a predicted model, not a curated record. The coding region runs from base 84 to 389 and encodes 101 amino acids.